Messenger RNA from Plasmodium knowlesi strain H, 3156 nucleotides. RefSeq names its product conserved Plasmodium protein, unknown function. NCBI's taxonomy places the organism in Eukaryota, Apicomplexa, Aconoidasida, Haemosporida, Plasmodiidae. Gene Ontology annotation, biological process: tRNA 5'-leader removal. The transcript is spliced from 2 exons. Gene Ontology annotation, molecular function: protein binding; ribonuclease P activity. The record is from RefSeq and is a predicted model, not a curated record. Bases 1 to 3156 code for a protein of 1051 amino acids.
AUGCUCUUAAACAGAAGAAAACAUGGAUUGACAAAAAGGGUAGCGUUAGUGCUUCUCAUACUAGCACUGUGUUUUAUAAACAUAUCUCGCUUUGCCCGCUCCUUUGCGGUAAGCAGACGAUCUUUCGCGUUAAGUGCCAUCAGUGGGAAAAAUGACAAUGGGAGGAAGGCUCAAUUAAGAGAAAAUCGGAAGAUCCUGGUCGAAAUGGGGAAUUGUCUGAAGGAGCAAGAUGUAAAGAAGGCGCUAUCGUACCUGGACCAACUACUGGAAAUCUACGGAAGAGACAAUAAAUUAUCUAGGAACAUGAGUACCCUAUGUGGAAAUGUUCUGAACUUAUGUAGCAAGUACAACGACAUCAACAAUAUGAUCAAGGUUAUCGAAAAAAUGAAAAAGCAUAAGAUAGAGAUGCAGGAAAAUUCCUUCUUGGCUAUUUGCAAUUAUUAUAUCACGAACAAUUAUAUAUAUGAGUACCUACUGACGAUCAAUAAAAUGAUACAGAAGAAAAUUACCAUCAGGGAAAGGUUCUACAAAUAUAUUCUCGUUCACGUGUUGGACCUUCCGCUCGGUGGAGUGAACGGAGUAAGUAACUCUUCAAACAAAACGGAACAAGAUGUAUAUGAUUCCACGCACAUAAACAACAAAAGGUGUAAUCUGAUAAAAAAUAUCGAUUACAAGAAUUUCGAAAAACAUGUAGAAGAGUUAGAAAAAUAUAAGAUUCCACAUCUGAGGGAGGAAGACAAAAAGUACCUUCUAAAUAACUACCUCCUCAUUGAUAUUUUCAAACAUAUGAACGAUAAUAGGGUAAAGAUAAAACUCGUUUAUAUUUUGAAGCUCAUUCAUUACGUGUACGAAAAUGUGCAACACCUGAUUAGGGAGAGCGAGCACAGUUCUGGAUCGGCUAACCAACCACCUAACGAAUGGCCGAGCGGAUCAUCUCCUUCACAUGACACCAAGGCGAAGCGCCUGAUUGACAUUCUGACGGACCAACUGAGGGAUAUCCUGGAGUUAUACAAAAAGAACUACGAGUCGAUGAGCAUUAACAUUAAAAAGUAUGAGGACCAAGUGGAUGAAGAGGAAAAGCGAAGUGUCUUCUACCAAGUGAACAAGAUAAUAAAGAAGCUUCCCUUUAUAAAACUAACCGAAAACGUAAAAAAUACCUUCAACUGUAAAAACUGCGAAGAAAAUAUUAACACCUAUUUCCUCUCCCUCAAACAUACCAUCAUCGUAAUUGUCAAUAUAAUUCUCAUUACUCACCUCUUCAAUAGUAAAGAAAUUUUCAAAAUAAAGCAUUUUUUCUCCAUCCUGAAUGGGGCGGAUGCGCCACGCGACGACGGAAACGAUAAAGAUGCAAAUAGGAGAAGUGACAGUGGGAUUGAUGCAAGUGUCUCCAACCCCGAUGAUCAUCACAGCAAUGUAGCGAACGCGGGGGCUACACCUCGACGUGAAGACGAGACUCCCCUCCUCCAUGACACACGAAGCACAAAUAAACUGUUCGAUAGGGGCACAUACACGUGCCUCCUAGAUGGAGCGAACAUCGGCUAUAACAAGCAAAACGUGGAGAAUGGACGAUUCAGUUUUUUGCAAAUAGAAAUUCUCAAGGAAAUUAUAAAAAAGAGAAAUAAGGAAACUCCCCUUAUUAUUCUUCCAAAAAUAUAUCACUACAAAAAUUCAUUGAAACACCUGCAGAAGUGUGAAUCAGAAAAUGAGGGCCAACAAAUCAAUUCGAGCAUCUUCAUUCCAAACAAAACGAUUAAGGUGAAGAAGGGUAACCUGUUGACACGAAGGCAAAAUACCGACGAAGCGAGACAACGUAAUGAUGAAGAUGCACUGGAGAAUGAAGAAGAUUUACAUGGCACAGAUGAAUGCCAACGGCAAGGCGACGAAGGAGACGAUCGAGGAACCCACCCAUUAUCCUACAUCAGACGAAUGUUCAACAAACUGGAUCCCACAGAUGUAGAAAUUAUAAAAAAAUGGGAGAGUGAAAAAUGUCUGUACAUAUGCAACUACAACAUGUACGAUGAUUAUUACUAUAUUUUGGGCAGCUUGGCCAAGAGCAACAACCUCUUCAACAUAUGCACCUAUGUGGAUCGACUUGCCAAGCACUUCCACAAGUACCAAAAUUUAAAUCACAAUGUGAUAAUAGAUAACUACACAAAAUGUGGAGAGGAAGAGAUCUACAAUGGAAGGGAAAUCCUACAUGUCUACAACAACAUUAUUUUUGAUAGAAAUAAUAACAUAAUGGUCCUCGUAAGUAAUGAAAAUAUGAACAAAGAAAAAAAAUACAUUUCCAUGAAUGAGCAGUAUUAUAAUGACCAAAUAAAAAAAAGAAAAUAUUCCCACGCUAAUUUUUUCGAGCAAUACAAAAAUAAAUUAUGUUUUCUGGAUAAGGAUAGCGUACCGUACUCUGAUGAAAACGUAUUCAUGGAGACAUAUUUGUGUGAUUCUAAAGGGGAGAAUCUGCCCAUCGGCCUUGGCGAGGAGGAGGUCGUUUCGCAAGUUCGUUCGAACGUUGGUUCCGACAUCGGUUCCGACAUCGGUUCCGAUAUUGGUUCCGAUAUUGGUUCCGAUAUUUGUUCCGACAAAGAUACGCCCCAAGGGGAAAGAAAGCCUAAUAAGAAACAAGUCCACCCAGAAGAAGCAAGAACCACAUACCACAGUCCGAAAAAACAAGCAAACGAACAAGUGGAAGGAAAAAACUUCUACUAUAGCAACAUCUACGUGAAGUGCAUCAAAGACGUAAGGAGUGUUCAGAAACCGAUUUACAUUUAUACAAAUGAUAAAAUGAAGAACCACUACUUUAAUGAGUAUACAAAUUAUAUUUUAAAAAAAUGGAAAAAAAAAAGUUUCAUUUCCUUUUAUUUUAAGCAACCAAUAUUUAUAUCCGAUCUCUUAAGACAAUCAGAAUCCAACUCCAUAGAUUUGUCAAAAUUAAUAAGUACAUACAAGUUGCCUUUUGUAAAUUUAGAGAAUCCGAAGCUAUAUAUUGAUGAUAUUGUGUCUUACAGGGACAAAAGUAUUUAUCACAUUAAAAUUAAUACACCCAGUAAAACAUUUUUAUCAUACCAGAAUGAAAAUUUGCCCUUCUUGCAAAGCGGCAACAGCGUCGUUAGAUACCUCUGCAUCGACUUUUCGAAGGUGUACAGACGGGGGGCUUAA